Molecule: messenger RNA, 864 nt
Organism: Puccinia triticina
Lineage: Eukaryota; Fungi; Basidiomycota; Pucciniomycetes; Pucciniales; Pucciniaceae
Exons: 3
Coding region: 1-864 (287 amino acids)
Source: RefSeq, a predicted model, not a curated record
AUGGGUCUGCUUGACCCUCAUCCCCCAGCUGCGAAGAGGAGCCGAUUGUCUUUGGAUGGUAAAAGGUAUACCAAGUUGGAUCUUCCCCGGCCAACGCCAUCUAUGCCGGUUAAGGGGAAUUUCAGUCGCGUUUCGGCUUCAGAACAUGCGCAACCUCUCAUUCUGCCGACGAUCCCCAAGAAAUCUCCUCUCCCAGCUACCAAGCAAAAUACGACUCGUCCACCUUUGACUUCAGCAAUCAGUCGGCAAUCCGAAGGCCUUCGAGCCCCCGGGGCUGCCUCCUCCAAUGGAAGAGAGCCUGUUAAAAUCAUCUUCAUGCCCCCGUCUAGCAAUGCCUCUACUGCUGACUCUGGCUCAACUCUUCUCAGCCCAUUGAAAGUCAUUGAAAAUCCGGUGCCCAUGAGGACAUGCGAUCUAACCCCCGGAGCCAAUCAUCAAGUCACCACCGGGAGCGCCCCUGCCCUUGACGCUGCCAAUCCCCUCGAGCCAGCCCCUACCCAGUCCCAGUCUACUCCGGCCGCAUCCCAGAGCCGCGCAAGUGAUCCACAGGCCGCUUGCGACGCCUCAAGAAAGAAGAAGCUUGAUGAGCUGAUGACAGGCAUUGAGGUGUUUAGGCGUCCGAUCACCAAAAAGGGCCUGCUCUGCAACAUCGACGAACUGGAGAUCCUGAAGGACGAGAUGGAGCUCCAUGAGGGUCUGGCGCUUAUCACAUCGAGAACUGCCGAUAAUUCCCCUCUCUUCCUUCCAAUAGUCAAGGAGGUCAUUGCCUACCGAGUCAAGAAUCACUUCGAUAAUGGCGGUUUCUGGGUCGGCACUUUCAAGCUCAAAAAGAGUUCUCCGGAGUUGCUGGCCCUCCCUCUUUGA